AUGGCCUGCUUCUUCUUUUGGAAAGAUGUAAUCAUAGGAAUAAUAGACACUGGAAUUUGGCCAGAAAGUGAGAGCUUUCAGGACAAAGGGAUGUCACCAGUGCCAGAGAGAUGGAAGGGCAAGUGUGAAAAUGGCACAGAUUUUGGCCCUUCAGCCUGCAACAGGAAGCUCAUUGGUGCUCAGUCUUUUAGCAAAGGACUCCAUGCUUCAGGUAAAAAAAUUUCCAAGGAAGAUGACUUCAAAUCAGCAAGAGACUUCGCAGGUCAUGGAACCCACACCUCGUCCACAGCAGCGGGUACCCAUGUACUUGGUGCUAGUCACUUUAGGUACGCUAAAGGCACAGCCAGAGGGAUAGCACCAAAUGCACGUAUCGCCAUGUACAAGGUCCUCUGGUCAACAAGCACAGAGGAGGUUGCAGCUACUGAUGUGCUCGCCGGGAUGGAUCGAGCUAUUGCUGAUGGGGUGGACAUCAUGUCUGUGUCUCUGGGAUUUACACAGACAUCUUAUUUCAAGGAUAUCAUAGCUAUGGCAUCUCUUUCAGCAAUAGAGAAAGGGAUUGUUGUUGUCUGUUCCGCUGGAAAUGAUGGAGGUCCAAACACAACAUACAAUGGAGCACCUUGGAUCAUGACAGUGGGUGCUGGCACUGUUGACCGAAGUUUUGGAGGAAAAAUGCACCUAGGAAAUGGAGCAACUGUGGAAGGAACAUCAUACUUCCCGGAAAGCAUAUAG
Molecule: messenger RNA, 729 nt
Organism: Camellia sinensis
Lineage: Eukaryota; Viridiplantae; Streptophyta; Magnoliopsida; Ericales; Theaceae
Source: RefSeq, a predicted model, not a curated record